Messenger RNA from Candida tropicalis MYA-3404, 801 nucleotides. It is a transcript of the gene RVS161, whose product is annotated as amphiphysin-like protein. Bases 1 to 801 code for a protein of 266 amino acids. The transcript has a single exon. Lineage: Eukaryota; Fungi; Ascomycota; Pichiomycetes; Serinales; Debaryomycetaceae. Gene Ontology annotation, cellular component: medial cortex; Rvs161p-Rvs167p complex; actin cortical patch. The record is from RefSeq and is a predicted model, not a curated record. Gene Ontology annotation, biological process: endocytosis; actin cortical patch localization; plasma membrane tubulation. Gene Ontology annotation, molecular function: protein binding; lipid binding.
AUGUCCUGGGGAGGAUUUAAGAAAGCAAUUAACCGUGCUGGGGCUUCUGUCACAGUCAAGGGUGUCGAUAAAGUCAUGGAUAAGGACUUUGAUACUGAAGAAAGAAGAUUCAAAACUUUGAAAACCGCAGGGCUCGCUUUGCAGAAAUCAUCAAAGGGGUAUUUAGAUUCCAUUAGACAAAUAACAAAUUCCCAAGUCACCAUUGCUGAAAUUGUUUCCAAUUUAUAUGAAGAAUCCAAACAAGGGGCCCAAUCGGUAUAUUCCAAUGUUGGAUCAUGUUAUUUACAAUGUGUUCGAGAAUUUGACGAAGAAACCGUGAAACAAUUGGAUGGUCCAUUCAGAGAAACUGUUUUGGAUCCGGUGACUAAAUUUGCGAAUUAUUUCACAGAAAUUGAUGAAGCAAUCAAAAAAAGAGACCAUAAGAAGACGGAUUAUGAACAAUGUAAAUCCAAGGUAAGACGUUUGAUUGAUAAACCAGCCAAAGAUGCAGCCAAGUUGCCAAGAUCCGAGAAAGAAUUGGCUUUAGCAAAAGAAAUAUAUGACGAGUUAAAUGAACAGUUGAAGACAGAAUUGCCACAAUUGAUUGCAUUAAGAGUUCCAUUUUAUGAUCCAUCAUUUGAAGCUUUAGUUAAAAUUCAAUUGAGAUUUUGUACAGAAGGAUAUUCAAGAUUGGCACAAAUACAGGAAUAUUUGGAACCUUCUGCAAGAGAUGAUUAUGCCAAUGGGAUCUUGGAUGGUAAGAUUGAUGAGAUGUUGGUACAAAUGCAAGGUUUAAGUAUAACUACUUUAGGUGGUAAAUAA